AUGCUGGACUGGAGAUUGGCAAGUGCACAUUUCAUCUUGGCUGUGACGUUGAUGCUAUGGAGCUCAGGAAAAGUGCUUUCAGUGGAUGUAGCAACAGAGGCCUUUGAUUCUGGAGUCAUAGAUGUGCAGUCAACACCCACAAUCAGGGAAGAGAAAUCAGCUACUGAUCUGGCAGCAAAACUCUUGCUUCUUGAUGAAUUAGUGUCCUUGGAGAAUGAUGUGAUUGAGACAAAGAAGAAAAGAAGUUUCUCUGGUUUUGGUUCUCCCUUAGACAGACUCUCAGCUGGCUCUGUAGAGCAUAAAGGUAAACAGAGGAAAGUAGUAGAUCAUUCAAAAAGGCGAUUUGGUAUUCCCAUAGAUCGGAUUGGCAGAAACCGGCUUUCAAGUUCCAGAGGCUAA
Molecule: messenger RNA, 399 nt
Organism: Carlito syrichta (Philippine tarsier)
Lineage: Eukaryota; Metazoa; Chordata; Mammalia; Primates; Tarsiidae
Gene: OSTN
Product: osteocrin
Exons: 3
Coding region: 1-399 (132 amino acids)
Biological process (GO): hormone-mediated signaling pathway
Molecular function (GO): signaling receptor binding
Source: RefSeq, a predicted model, not a curated record